This is a messenger RNA of Zychaea mexicana, 1211 nucleotides long. RefSeq lists its product as uncharacterized. The record is from RefSeq and is a predicted model, not a curated record. Gene Ontology annotation, biological process: regulation of transcription by RNA polymerase II. The transcript is spliced from 6 exons. Gene Ontology annotation, cellular component: nucleus. NCBI's taxonomy places the organism in Eukaryota, Fungi, Mucoromycota, Mucoromycetes, Mucorales, Lichtheimiaceae. Gene Ontology annotation, molecular function: DNA-binding transcription factor activity, RNA polymerase II-specific; RNA polymerase II cis-regulatory region sequence-specific DNA binding. The coding region runs from base 132 to 800 and encodes 222 amino acids.
CUCUUUCUUUCUCUCUCUUAACUUUUUCUCUGCGUAUCAUUAUAUAUAUUGUAUAAAUAUAUAUUUCGCAACAACAGCAUAUAUACUUGUAUUGUUAUACAGCAUCACAUUGUUCAGAAUAUUACAGCAGAAUGGAUAUUGCCGAGUUGAUUCAUACAGAAACCUCGAGCAAUGGCAGCAGCAAUCGAAACCCGAAACGACAUCACUGUACCUGGCCAGGGUGUGGCAAAUCUUUCAGCCGACCCUCUGACACUGCACGGCAUUACCGCAUCCAUACAAACGACAGACCGUUUCGAUGUGACAUUCCAUGGUGCGGGAAGCGUUUUAUUCAGCGAUCGGCUUUAACUGUUCACCUACGCACGCAUUCGGGAGAACGGCCUCAUACGUGCGAAGUUGACGGCUGUGGUAAAAGUUUCAGCGACAGCAGUUCUCUAGCUCGUCAUAGACGCAUACAUACUGGCAACCGUCCCUACCGAUGUCAAGCCCCCGAUUGCUCGAAAAGUUAUACCAAAAAAAUGUUUCUUAUCCGACACGAGCAGAAAUGCCAUGGGCGUCCGCAGCCAAGAGGUGCCCCGCCAUCGUUAUCAUCGUCGUCCUCUUUACCAUCCUCACCAUCACCUCCAGUCUUGUCACCGCUGACGCCAACCACAACGCCAACAACAUUGCUACCUCCACCAUUACUGGUAACAGCAGCAGCAGUUCCAGCGCCAUGUUGUUAUCCGUCAGCACCACCUCCUUUGACCAGGAGUUUGUCAUCUAUCUUCAAUGAAAGCUCAGCAUCACUCUUUGCCACCAUGUGAUAAAACACUUGUCUUUCUCCAUAACAUUUAUAAGCUAUCCCUCAACUCCAGCCCCACACUCUCAGACACAGACACACAUCUAGCCCACUCUUCAGGAUUGUUAUAUAUAUAUAUGUAUGUUAUUUAGUAUUUUUCUCUUUGUUUCAUCGGCUCUUUUCUCUUAUAUACACUUUUACUGUAGCAAACCCCACUCGUCACAACAACACUUCAUAUUGCACUACUAGUACCAUAACCACUUCUACUCCCCCAAAGCAGCAUUUUGUUCAACUAGUUCUCUUUACACACACACACACUCUCUCUCUCUCUUUUUUUUAGUAUGUAGUCUUCUUUUCUUAAAACCUUGUAUAUGUUAUUAUUAUGAAAAUAAUAUAGUUCACCGCCAUCAUAGCUAUGACGUCAUGCACAACCAGG